Fonsecaea nubica is the source of this 4698-nucleotide messenger RNA. RefSeq lists its product as hypothetical. The record is from RefSeq and is a predicted model, not a curated record. The transcript is spliced from 4 exons. NCBI's taxonomy places the organism in Eukaryota, Fungi, Ascomycota, Eurotiomycetes, Chaetothyriales, Herpotrichiellaceae. The coding region runs from base 1 to 4698 and encodes 1565 amino acids.
AUGUUCAGGCAUGAAGAGAGCCACGGAAAGUAUGCGGUGGUGUCAGAGGCUGCCUGGAGUAGGUCUGGUUAUUCGAUUCACGAAAACAAGGCUGACAGAAGACAAGGCUCUCCACCAAAGAAACAAUUGAAAGCCCCCAAAUACUAUACGCCAUUCUCGACCAGAUGGCCUGCUUUGACCCUGAUCUUCCUGAUCAUACUGGCUUGUAUUGCCGUGCUGGAGUAUGGCGUUCGCUCUGGCUUGACGCUGGAAGAGAAGGACCAGCAACAGAAUCACAGAAGGCUGAAGAGGCAGGACGCAGGGGUUUCAAGCUCGCCAACAACCGCAAUAAGUACAACAGUAAUCGACGACUCGAGCUCUUCUACGUCCACGCAAGCACUGACUGUGAGCACCUCGAGUGGUGUCUACAUUGACCCAGCGACGACAUCAGCUUCGGGUCCAUCCUCUACAUCAAUCACUUCCACCAUGCUCCCAGUUUCGUCUUCCACAACAGCAUAUAUCAAUCCCAUCACCAGCCAGACGCCAACAAUACCAUCGACCGUCUCGACAGCAUACGUCGCACCCGUCACCAGUCCAACAAAAACAUCUGGCGGAGUGACGACAACCAUGACCACCACGAGCAGCACUGGUGCGUAUAUUGCGCAAUCAGCAACCGACCCCGACAUCUCUGCAACACCCGUCAUGACCAGCGGCACGACUCCCUACAUUGUGCAAUCCCAGAGUACAAGCACUACCCCGAUGAUGGCUACAACGACGGUGGGGAGCGGCACUACUCCAUACAUCGUCCCAUCAACCACCUCGCCUGGGACUUCUGCCACCCCAUUGAAGGUGAGCAGCAGCACCACUGCAUAUAUAGCGCAGUCUACGGCUGCUACUAGUGCCUCAGGGAAAGGGACAACCAGCACCACCACCACCUGGUACGAGACGACCACGGGAUAUCGCGACUUCACGUACGCACACCACGACACCUAUAGCAUUGACUGGUUUGGGGACCCAUCCACCCCACCAUCAUCGGCCAAAACAAGCUACCAACAACUCACUGCAUUGAUUACCUACACCACGGAGGAUGCGUCGGGCAAUACAGUAACGGCCGUGGCAACAGAGACAUACGGCGUCGCUGUAAUGACUGAAACAGUCCUCGACGCUUCUGGCAGUCUAUCAACCAUCACCGCAACGUUGACCUCCUACAGUGGCACCAUAGCCCCGACAGUCCUCGCCGAAAGUACCUCUGUCCCAACCACUCCUCCCGAUCAUCAGAGGGCAAAUGAGGUCGAGCUUGGCCUGGCCGUGAGCAACCUUCAAUACUUUCGCGCCAUAUACCUACCUGUCCUGGUAGCAGUCGUCCUCAAGCUGAUUUGGGCCAUUGUAUUCACUUCUACCAAGAUGAUGGAGCCAUUUCAUCUCCUGUCCCGGGAGAAGGGUGCCUCUGCCACGGAAUCCCUUUUGGCCGACUAUCUGGCCACCAGUCUGUCGAUUGAGGAUAUAUGGAACAUGUUUCUAUGUCAUCCUGUUGUCACCCUGGUUGGUGUCGUCUACCUUUGCCUGAGCGCUCUUCCUGCCAUUGCAACUCAAUCUACGACUGUGAGAGCGAUUGCAUGGUGCAGGAGCCCCACGCUCAUUGUGGAACGGUGCAAUCCCAUGUGGUACCUCAAGGUCGACUAUGCGAGAGCUCUUCAAGCGAUCCUUGCUCUUAUUGGGGUCAUCAUUCUUCUAGUCAUCGCACUGUCUAGUCGCCGUCGCAGUGGGGUAUUCUCCAAUCCGUCCUCGAUUGCUACAAUGGCUUCACUCCUCAACAGCGAAGACUUCAUGGAGGACUUGCGGAAAAUUGACCAAAGAUCGAGCCGUUCGUCCGCGAAACAAAUCCUCAAACCUUACAGAUACAUGCUGCGCCAACAUCAGACAACGACGGGUUAUAUCAGGUAUGGGAUUGUAAAGGCGCCUGAACAAUCGCCAGAGCACUCAGUCAGAUACACCAAACAGCCGAAAUAUUCUGCUCUGACACCGCGCCCGGGUGAGAGCGAAAUGCACACCCCCAAAAGUACGCUUUCAAACAGAUUCCUCAUCGAUACAAUCUUCCUGCUUUGCAUUCUAGCACUUCUCGGUGUACUUGUAGGGUACUAUAUGGAUGGGCACGAUGAUCCCUUCAACAACUAUUUCAACCACAACCCGACGAGUCAACUUGUCCUCACAGCAGCUGCCAGUCUACUUGACAUUCGCUGGAAACAGUUGGAGCGAGAAGUCCGACUUCUGACACCUUAUCGACGACUAUUCCAGGGGUCUUCAAAGCCAGAGGCCACGAUCCUGGUGUCCCAGAACUCGACGCCUCUAACAAGCAUCUUCCAGGCGCUCUGGAGGGGCAACUUCUUCCACGUUUUUGUGGCCUUUGUAGCCAUUCUGUCGGAUGUUUUGAUCAUUGCCAUCGGUGGCGUGCCGUUCAACUCUGCCCAGAUCUGGCUCGAUUUCCUCGUCAGUAUAUACACCAGCUGGGCCAUCCUGGCCCUGAUGGUGCUGACCGUUUUCGCAAUUUUCCGCUGGCGGGCGUUGAACGAGAAAAUGAUGAUGCCGUGCGAACCCACAAGGCCGCUUACCGUAUGGCUGAUGCUGUGCAAUCGGGACAAUCACCUCCGCGAGGACAUGCAAGGGUACGAAACCAUGGCGCCAAGGGAGAGAGACGACAAGGUCAAAAUGAGAGGCGGGCUGUACUGGGCCGGGUGGCUCACGCAGCCGGACGGGUCCAGGCGCUGGUGUUUGGAAAAGGAGAAUGGGCAGGCGUCGGGGAUGAACAUGAUGGGCGCGCCUUCCUCCUCCCCCAAAAUCCAGAAACAGAGCCCUCAAUCGGGCGACAUCGUCCACGACGGCAACGACGCGCCCACAAUGCUGCAGUCUCCGGCAAAGAGACGAAAGAUCGAACCGAGUCUGUCGCAGCCAACGAGUGCCACCUCGGCAGCCAACGGACAGCCAACGACUCCUACCAGAGCCUCCUACCGCUCUCCCACCAAAAGUUCCUUGGCACGUUCCCAUCCGCACCUCAUCACUCGAUCUGCCCGCCGCUCAGCCACCGAACCAAGGGGAAGGCUCUUGAGGGACGAAAUCCUGGGGAGACAUGAGCAUGUUCCCGAACCGCCCAAGACGGCAUCCCAGGUUCCUAGCCAGAAGAGCCUCGACGGUGCACCCGACCCAUCUACCACACAAGCGAACGAAAACCUGUCGGUUCAAGAUUCCACUGCGUCGCUCAAGGAGGCCACGACCACAAGAACAGACCAAGUCACCGACAUUGACCGGCCGGCGCUGAAAGAGCGGCAGCCCGCACAACAUCCAGCCUGGGAGAGAUCUGCAUCUAGUGAAGAGGCUGCUCCACCAUCAAUCCUGCCCAAGCUGGUCACUAGAAAAGACACGGAUGCUAGACCUGUUGCGCGAGGCGUGAGUGGCGAACCCGAGCUACCUCCCACGCCUGUUGAGCUAGGUCUGAGCCCUGCACCGGAACGGCCUCGUGGUUUGGCAUCCAGCAGCAGCCCAAGGAGCUCAAAGAUGAGUGGCAGAUCAGGUAGAUGGAGAGAUGAAUCACGGAUGCCCGUCACAAGCAGUCCUCUCAAGCCUAGAGCCCCUCCAAUCGAUGAAGCCUCCGACGGACAGAGCGUCAGUGGGCAGGACGAUGCGCAGGAAGCACCAGAAAGUGAGCUUGAAGAGGCACAAGAAGACAUCGAGGCACCUUCUGAACCACGUGGAGAACAAGCAUCGACAUUGGAGACGCUGAGAGGGAAAUUACAGCAAUUAGAAGGAGAGAACGAGAAAUUGCAGGCAGCUCUUGUUGAUGACAAGAAUGUGAGCGAGGAAACUGUUUCUAUGCUACAGCAAUCACUCUUGGAGGACAGAUCUCUCCGAGGCCUCGGGUCUACUGAUGGCGGCGGAGCAAUGUCCGCUCACUUAUCGUUGUUUGCACCUGCUAACCUGCAACUGACUGCUCGAACGGAGACUAAGGUAAUCAGAGAUCGUACGAAGAUUGUCCACUUGUUGAAAAUUGACGCUCCACCCCCGUGGCUCCCAGAUGCACUCUCCUGCGCUUUUGAAGUGGUCGUUGAUGCGGAAAAUGUCCAGGUUGAACACAUUGAAUUGAAGGAAGUAAUGAGCAGAGCGCGCCGUACCAAGACAACGAAAGCCGAGAUCUUCAAAUGGGUUAAUGGCCGUCUGGAGCAUCCUUUACACCGGCUUGAUGUCGGUGGACUGAUCUGGGGAAUCGGGCGAUGGUUCAAUGCUGCAAUUGAACGUGCCAAAGUAUUCCAGUGGCUGGAUAUCAAAUACAACAGCUCUUUGUCCGAUGAUGAGCAUCAGAUCAAAGAAGAAAAGGAUCAACAGCUGACUCAGGACAAGGCUAUUGAACUGGCACGCUACUUGGAUAUGACGCAGAAUGCGGCAGUCGACGCAGAAAUGAAUACCACAGCAGGCGGCAAGAAAUUCAGGAGGAAGGUCAUGCUCUCAUGGGCCAUCAAUAUUGACUGGGCUGGCGGACCUACAUCUGACAUCCAGAUCUCUGUUUGUGGGAUUCCCCAGAAAGCAGAGCCUGGAUUGAGGACGGUCUUCUGCAGCUUGAUCCCAACGCUUGGUGUCAAGGGAGCAUUCGAGAACAUUUGGACAUUGAUCCAUGGAGACAGCGACGAGUUCAAAUUUACCAGUACGCUGAAGGGCAAGAAAAAGGCGUGA